AUGAAAAAAUCGAGGUAUAAAGAAGGUAUAAAGGUUAUUAUAAAUCAACCUCAGGUNUGUUGCGGUACGAGUGGCUCUUAUUCGGAUUGUAGCAGGAGGUAUGGAUACGGCGGUAUGAAAUACGACGAAGUGCCUCCCUAUUGCAAGUAUUUUGAUGAAAGAGAUUACGACACUAUCCGACCAGCGGGGCUGCAAUCGAAAGAUGCGAAAAGUGAAUUUGCUAACCUUUAUGGUCCUGACAGCAAAUCUUCCCAAUCGAGUAAAUUCAGUUCGGAUUUUCGUAAGUAUGACAGAAAGAAAAACGGAAUGCCCAUCUCUAUUUCAUGUUACUUUGAUGUAUCCAAUCAGCAAAACGUGAGAAGCAAGAGUAACAGACUUAACUGCUGUUGCAACUGUCAAGGAGAUAAGAUCAGAAGAGAAAAUGUGUCUUGCUGCAGCUCUUCUUCUCGUAGAUCGAGCAAACGCGAAAAACUUUUCCAAAUUCGCAUUGUUCCUGUGCAACAGGAGAGAAGCUACAGAGAUACCAAGAAGCUCUGUUACUGCUCAUCUGAGAGAAGAGAUGUGGGUGGCAGAAAAAGCCAGUCCAUGUAUCGAAGUGGUGGUGAAUUUUGUUCAACAGACAGUUUGCAGAAUUUUCUUAGAUUUAUUUGUGGUACAAAGUAAGCUUCAGCUCCCAGUCUUGAAUAUCUUACCAAGUCUUAUGAACAAUUUUCAGAAAGUCAGUCGGAAAUAAAUAAAAAAAUAAAUAA
This is a messenger RNA of Parasteatoda tepidariorum (common house spider), 749 nucleotides long. RefSeq lists its product as uncharacterized. The record is from RefSeq and is a predicted model, not a curated record. Gene Ontology annotation, biological process: defense response. Lineage: Eukaryota; Metazoa; Arthropoda; Arachnida; Araneae; Theridiidae.